Hydatigera taeniaeformis is the source of this 2367-nucleotide messenger RNA. The record is from the annotation of a GenBank genome assembly. NCBI's taxonomy places the organism in Eukaryota, Metazoa, Platyhelminthes, Cestoda, Cyclophyllidea, Taeniidae.
AUGAAAGAGGUUGGAAUAUGUAAGGAGACGAAUGCACCUGUGGAGAUGCAAAUGCCAGUGGGUCGACUAUUUGAGGUCAUAUCGCUUUUCAAAACUGACCGCCAGAACAUUCUUAAGGAGAGCCCAUUGAAACGACCUCCCACCGACUUUAUAACCUCUCAAGACUGGAGCAUCUACGUAAAGAUUUGUUGUCAUUUGAGACAAAAUUCGGAUCGGCAACAGUUUAAAGAUGAUUCCCAGGGAAGGAGCUGUCUAAUUCGACUGGUGUCUGCCUUCAAUCAACUCUACACGGAGUACUCUCUCAUCUGUGAUGCUGUUGAAAAAGCUCGCGACAAUUCAGAUCAUUUUUUGAAUAAAGAGAAAGCAAGUCAUUCACAAAGGAAUAGAGAUUCGACAAAAGAUGGUCGGGAAAAAGGUGACGAGGGCCACAGUUUAGAUUUUCCUCCUCCCGAACAGUUGAGAGAAGUGCUUAUGGAUAAACCCUCCUUCCAAGAGUUUCAACCAUCUAGUUUAGACAUUUCAGCUGGUAGAAUGGUGAAAGAUGCUCCCACUGGGUGCUGUGCACCGAUUCGACGAAGAGGGGGGAAGAUAUCAUUGAACUCAGGCGAUAUUUUUGAUUGCAUCCAACGGCAGCCGCCUGAAGCCUCAAUAUGGGUGAAGCAGCUAAAAAUUAGCGUCACUCAGACGGUACUCACUGCAAAUUUCGAGGUCGAUAAAGGUGGAAGAAGUAGACUAGAAGCUGUAAAGCUGCCAAUAGCAUUGGAACUUACCCUGCCACGCAUUCAAAGGCAAGUUCAAACAAUCAUGACCGUUUGUCCAUUCAUCUAUGACCCUCUUGAAGUGAUUGCUGAGCUGAGGGCUACAAAUUAUGAUACGGAUGGUUGUGUGGAUUAUUUUGAGAAGACAAAGUGCCUUAGGGAGGUUAUUCAAGAGUUUCUGCCCACAAGAACCCUUCGUCCAGCUGAACAUAGACCGUUGGUAAAGACUGAGGGGUGGCCAAAUGUUUCUGGUGGAGUGCUUGGCAUGUCGGAGGAGGAGAUAGAAGGAUUUCUGCUACACAACAAACAGCGUCUCCAAACAAUACGCAGACUUCAGAAGGAUGCAGUUCGACGAAUUCAACGAUUGCAUACUUUCAGCAGUGGACUCGUCUCAGUGAUGGAACAAGUGCUUCUGGAGCGGGAAAGUCAUCGUAAAUCGAUGGAGAAGGAGGGCGCGAUAGAGCGUUAUCGAGAUCUAACGGAUCAAUUGAAUACACUGACAGAGGAGAAUACCAAAUUGCGAGAGACUUUGAAGAAGGAAGAGGAAAGAAGGAAGCUCUUAUUCAACAUGAUCCAGGAGUAUUUGGGCAACAUUCGGGUCUUCUGUCGUGUGAGAGCAAUUCCACAGACUGGACGGAUUCUGGAAGUCACAGCUUUUGAUACGAUAAGUCUGAACGUUAGUCCUCUGGCUGAGGAGUACAAAUUUGAUCGGGCUUUCGAUGUUAAUACGAGCCAGGCUGAGGUGUAUGCUGAACUCGUGCCUCUGAUAUGUUCCUUCAUGGACGGAUUCAACGUCAGCUUCCUCACUUAUGGAGGAGAAUCGAGCGGAAAGACGUACACUCUGAUGGGAGGCAUGGAUGGUUCACCGGAAAGUCAGGGUGUUGUAUAUCGAGCCUUGAGAACUGUGUUGCUGGAGAAGGCAACCAGGAGAGCUGAAUGGGACAUCUGUUUGAAAGUAGGGGUAGUUGAGAUCUACAAUGAGACACUGAUCGACCUUAUAAGCGGCGAAUCAGGAGUGCAUCUCCGUGUGGACGCAGGAGCCGACCGAAUGUUGGACACUUUACAAACGGUGGAACUCCAGACAGAAACCCAAAUAGACGAAUUGCUCCAACUGUGCAACGACAAGAGAAAGAUAGCUAGAACAGCACUAAACGAAGCCUCGUCAAGGUCUCAUCUUAUUAUUCUGGUGAGAGUACGGGCCACGAGCAACAUCUACCAGAAGACUAUGGGUGCAGUGCUGGCCAUGUGCGAUCUGGCAGGAUUUGAGGACAUAAUCAAGGCGGAUACGAUGGGCGAUCAGGUGCUGGCAAAGGAGGCAGGUUUCAUAAAUCGGUCGUUAACGGCACUAAACAGGGUUUUGACGUCUCUAAAGACCCAAAGUCCCAUGUCGGUAUCAUACAGAGAUAGCAAGUUAACAUAUCUUCUAAAACCAUUUUUCACCAACUCCGGAAAGUGCAUUCUCAUUGUAACAGUCAGAACAGAUAAAGCAAAUCUCCCGUCUACUCAGGGGACUCUGCGAUUUGGAAGGGAUUCUAGAGCUGUUAAUCUGGGACGUGCGAGGAGACAAGUGAGCAUGGAAAAAUUGAUACAGGAUGUCGGCACAGUGUGA